AUGAUUCGGGAACGGCAACGUGCUGCUGGCAGCACACAGAUUCUGGAUCUCUCGUAUGCGAACCUGGAAACGUUCCCGACAGAGAUUGAGUUCUUGAGGGAUGUGCUUGAAAAGUUGACCAUGAGCCACAACUCCAUCAGGACACUGCCCUUGCAGCUCAACAUGUUCACCAGUUUGCGAUACCUCAACAUUCGUGCCAACUCGAUCAGGAUCUUCCCAGCUGUGCUGUGUCAUCUGUCAAGUCUUGAGAUCCUGGACAUGAGUCGCAACAAAAUCUCGAGGUUUCCGGAUAACUUUGGGAACCUGAUGAAUCUUCGAGUGCUGAGCAUAUCGAAGAACCGACUUGAGACUAUACCCACAUACAUUGGAGAGAUGAGCCAACUCCAGUUUCUCAAGAUCGAACAGAAUCCUAUUGUGUUCCCACCAUCCGAAAUUGUCGACUUUCCAGGAGAGGAUAUGGAGGGCUGGCUCAACAGCCUAAAGUCGUUCCUGGUGGCUCAUAAGAAGGAACAUGAGGUCUUGCCCGCGAGGAUACGAGGCGACGAGCAUUCAGCUACCCAUCAGGAGUUGCCGCCAUUGUCACAGCAGAGGACAACCAGGUCCGCGUCGGCGGAUAACUUAGUGAUCCCUCAAACACAUCGCCAGAGCAGGAGCGAACCUGGUUUGCGCCUCAGUAUACCUGUCGUGGAGAGGUCAGGAUCUCACUCGGGAACGCUCUCGCCGGAACCUACGUCAAUUAAACUAGCUCGGACCAACAGUCAGCAUGGGAAUGGAAACCAUGGCGACGACCAUUACCGGUUUAUUAGUCACUCCAGAGGUAUUUCGGGCGACUCGACAAGCUCUUUUGGAAGCACGACCUCAAACGACUGCGACAAGUACAGCGACAUGUAUUUUCAGCGACUGGCGACCCACCCACCACCACCUCACCCUUUACCUGGCGAGCGCGUCCGACUUGUCGAAGCAGCCCGUGGUAUCCUCUUCGCCCUUUCGCAGAUCUACAGGGCUGUCAAGCAGGUUGUUGGCUGUUCUACAGACGAAAAGUUCAGUCUUCUUUUUACUCGUCUUCUCCAGAGCGCCAACAGUGCUAUGACGCAGCUUAUUCAGGCGUUGGACCGGUUCGACAACUCAGCCCAGGUACAAGUGCCAGAUCAGUCGAUCUGUUCAGAGAUUAUGCGCUGCUGCGAGUCUAAUGUAGUGGCAUUCCGGAAAUUGGUCCACGUUGUGCAGACUCAGAUCAGGAGCAUUAGUAUGGUGGCCGACGCGCGCUUGGUCCGCAACCUUGUCCUCCUGCUGCAUGGAGCUCUGUCAGAGAUCAGGAUGGCCUGGGACUCACUUUUGCCGCUCUUGCAGGGGUCGGGAGAGUUGAGUGUCGAAGUUGUUGAAUCCAAUCACCCUAUGCUCAAGGACCAGCAAUCUCACGCACAUCACCAGCAACAACAGCAGAUCCAGCAAGCAAUGAUAUUCUCUGGCAUGAACCACCAACAGCAGCAAGCUCAGCAACACCACCUCCAACAUCAGCAUCACCCCCAGCUUCAGCACCAGCUCUCGUCUAACAACCUGACCUUGAGCCAUCAAUCCCAUCCGUUUCAGCUCUCACCGACCAUGCCCACAUCCUCCAGCUGGCUUCCAGUUCAAAUCCCGCAGCGAAGCCAGAAUAUGUCGCGCGCCAGCAACCACAGCGCUCAGUCGACCAACGUCCACCACGACGACGAAGAGGACACUCAACUCUUGAUGACCGUUGAGCAUGCGAUUGAAGCGGCACGGCGCCUGAUCCAGUCGUUGACCGAGACAUGCAUGACGCGAGUCGAAAACCUGAUGGCCAGUCCCCAACAUCGCGUGUCACCUCGUGCUCGAUCUGUGUCUGCGUCUCCCCCUAGAAGCGCUGUCAGCGGAAGCGGUGCUAGCAGCAGCCAUGGGAGCGCUGGAGGGAAACAGUCUACUCUGGAUCAGCAGGAUGGCAGCACAGCGACUCUGAGCCCACCUCAGCUUUCGAAUGAGCAGGCGUCGUCGUCAUCCUCUGUUAACGGCGAGUCGGCGAAGCCUUCCGCUCAUAAAGCCAAGUCAGAGACUGGAAACUUGAUCCGCUCACCUCUCUUCUCUCCCGUGUCCGAUACCGUGCCUUAUUCGAACGGGAUGUGCCUCUCCCUACCAAUCAACCCUUCUACUACUACGCCCACGACCACAACUACUAUGACCGAAACGACAGCAGCUGGAUCUGCAGUAUCAACGAAUCACACUUCAGAAGACAACGGACCGACUCGACAGGAGAGACGAGCUGGGACUCACUCCAAAGGUUCGUCCAAGGCUUCCUUUGACCCCGCCCUUCCAUCGAUCCCUCAGGACGAAGCGCACGAAGUUAGCCAAACCCCCGCCAUUGCAACGCCACCUUACCAGCCCGUGAUGACAGCUCGCUCCGCAAGUGUUUCGGGUUUGCCCUCGAUUUCUCAGCAGGCGCUCUCGUCUCAUUACUCGUCGGCGGUUGUGGCGUCCUCUCUUCCAAUUCAGGGCUUUUUGAGUCAGGGACCAGUCCAGUCGCAUCACUAUGGAUCUCAGGCAUCAGGAUUAGGUGUUUCCCAGUUGCCGGCAUCGCAAUUGUGGCGCGAAAUGAAGGAGUGUCUGUUGCAGAUGACCGAGAUUGUGAAGCGAUUGGACCUGGAUCUGACCAUGAUCCGCACAGAGGACGCUCAUCAUCUUCACUCGCACCCAUCUCACCACCAGCACGGGCAGUUCCCGCCUCACCACCAACAGCAGUACCAGCAGAACCACACGCCUCAUCCUCACCAAGCCUCGGGCUCGAACACCCUUCAGACCCAGCUUGGCCAGCAGCAUGGUGCUGGAACCAGUUUGGACGAUGCCAACAUUCUCCGGCGACGAUUCGGUAUGGGUGUCAGCGACUUCGUUAAGUCUGUGGUUGUGAUUUCGACAUUGGUCCGACAGCUCUCCUCCGCGGCUUCCAUUAACGCUGGUCGAUCUGGGUCAGGAUCAAGUUUUGCUGGCGACGGUGGUAACAGCAACGGCAACGCUCGCACGACGAUGACGACAACCGUGACGACAACGACGACGUCAUCGACGACUAUCUUAUCGACCUCACCCUCUGCGCCUAGGAACGGAUCCGCGCUUACAGGCGGCGACAAUUCUAACCUGACAACACCCACGACGACAGGAGCGACCUUAUAUUCUUCAGCUUCACACACCAACGACAUCACCACCACCGCCCCUUCCUCCAAAGCCACGACGCCUCAAUCUGGGUCGUCGUCGAUUCCUGGAUCAUCGUCUGCUACCAACUUGGGAGCAAUGUCGAUGACGACGGGAUCUCCUGAGAACCUGUCAUCCUCUAUGCAUCAGCCCUCAAGAUCCCAGACAGGAAAUUUCACGACCUCAAUAACACCACAUCAGCAACAGCAACAACACCAACAGCAACACAACAACGGAGGGCAGACGGAGAUUUUUUCACGACUUGUAAUGACGAAUGUAUCGAAUUUGACCAAGAUUACCAAGGAACUGACGGUUCGGAUGCCCCGGUCGUCGUUCCGAGACUAUUUGCUCUCUCAGCAGGCAUUUGGAUCGUCCUCGUCCACGUCAGCGGCAGCGGCAGGAGGUCCAGGAAGUGGAGCAGGAGGAGCGACGGGCAGUCAUUUUGGGAUGAUUACCUCUGCAGGCGGAGGUGGAGUCCCGAACGGAGUUGGAGGAGGAAGUGCGGCGCAUGGUGGAGCCAGUGGCGGGUAUGGGUAUAGUUUUGGAUACGGACCUGCGGCUGCAUCUAUCCUGGCGAUGCGCAAAGGCAGCCUGAUCUAA
Messenger RNA from Linnemannia hyalina, 3795 nucleotides. The record is from the annotation of a GenBank genome assembly. NCBI's taxonomy places the organism in Eukaryota, Fungi, Mortierellomycota, Mortierellomycetes, Mortierellales, Mortierellaceae.